AUGAAGUCUUUCCUAUGGAGCCUCUUGUACUGCGGCUCACUGCUGCUGUCUGACGUGAGGGCCACGUACCACCUCAGUGCAGGAGACCCUCACCUGUUGGCCGCACAGAGCCACGCACAGAGCAGACAUAAUGGCAGACCACCAUUCAGGACCCUCAACCCAGCAAAGACAGACUCUCAGUGCAGGAGCCGUCCCCUGGACCUGGUCUUCAUCAUCGACAGCUCUCGCAGUGUGCGUCCUGUUGAGUUUGAGAAGGUGAAGAUAUUCCUGGCCGACAUGGUUGAUACCUUGGACGUGGGCACAGAAGCCACCAGAGUGGCUGUGGUCAACUAUGCCAGCACGGUGAAGAUCGAGUUCCUGCUCAAAGACUAUGGCAACAAACCCAACAUGAAGAAAGCCAUCUCCCGCAUUGAACCCCUGGCUGCCGGCACCAUGACCGGCCUCGCCAUCAAGACGGCCAUGAAUGAAGCCUUCACAGAGCAGUCCGGAGCCCGGCCUCGCUCCAGGAACAUCUCCAAGGUGGGAAUCAUCGUGACAGACGGGAGACCCCAGGACCAGGUGGAGGAAGUGUCCGCAGCAGCUCGGGCUUCAGGCAUCGAGAUCUACGCUGUGGGCGUUGACCGUGCCGACAUGCGCUCCCUGCAGCUGAUGGCGAGCAUCCCCCUGGAGGACCACGUCUUCUACGUGGAGACCUACGGCGUUAUUGAGAAACUCACCUCCAAGUUCAGGGAGACGCUGUGUGGUUUGGACCCCUGCGCCAUGGGAAAUGACUGCCAACACAUUUGUGUCAACAGCAAUGCCUCCUAUUACUGCCAGUGCCGGGAUGGUUUUAUCUUGAAUGCAGACAAGAAAACAUGUUCCCUGAAACAGGUGAAGGUGGAGGUGGUGGAGGAUCCCUGUAAAUGUGAAGCCAGGCUGGUUUUCCAGAAGAAGACGCAGGCUGCCAUCGAGCAGCUCACAGCCAAACUGGUCGCUGUGUCUGGGAGAAUAGAGCAUCUGGAGAACAUGGUGGGCCGUGCUUAA
Labrus bergylta (ballan wrasse) is the source of this 1023-nucleotide messenger RNA. RefSeq names its product matrilin 3a (gene matn3a). The record is from RefSeq and is a predicted model, not a curated record. NCBI's taxonomy places the organism in Eukaryota, Metazoa, Chordata, Actinopteri, Labriformes, Labridae. Gene Ontology annotation, molecular function: calcium ion binding.